AUGCCUUACGAACGUUUAGUUCAAGUCGGUCGUGUUGCAUACGUUGCUUACGGUCCUGAAAAAGGCAAGAUUUGUUGUAUAACAAACAUCGUUGAUCAAACACGUGUUCUUGUCGAUGGUCCAUCAUCUCACGUACGUCGUCAAGCAUUAAACAUCAAAGCAUUACAUUUAACAAAGUACGUGCUUAAGCUCUUACCUGGAGCUCGUUCCAAAACAGUCAAAGCACUUUGGGACAAACACGAUAUUAACAAGAAAUGGCAAGAAUCACGAUGGUAUAAAAAGUUACAAGCAAAACAUACACGUUCACGAAUGACGGACUUCGAUCGUUACAAAUUGUUACAUGCUAAACAAGCAUACAAUCGUAUUGUUAAUCAUGAAUAUAACCGAUUGAAGAAGAAGAGUAAAGCUGAAUUGGCCAAGAAGACCAAGAAAACCAAACCACGAACAUUUGUUGCUAAAUCCAAACGUAUUGCAAACAAAUUCAAGAUCUUUGCUGCACCAGCUGCUGCCGGCAAAAAGAAAUAA
This is a messenger RNA of Adineta ricciae, 525 nucleotides long. NCBI's taxonomy places the organism in Eukaryota, Metazoa, Rotifera, Eurotatoria, Adinetida, Adinetidae. The record is from the annotation of a GenBank genome assembly.